Messenger RNA from Oncorhynchus nerka (sockeye salmon), 4877 nucleotides. RefSeq names its product nuclear receptor ROR-beta-like. The transcript has 10 exons. NCBI's taxonomy places the organism in Eukaryota, Metazoa, Chordata, Actinopteri, Salmoniformes, Salmonidae. Bases 318 to 1727 code for a protein of 469 amino acids. Gene Ontology annotation, molecular function: zinc ion binding; RNA polymerase II cis-regulatory region sequence-specific DNA binding; nuclear receptor activity. Gene Ontology annotation, biological process: regulation of transcription by RNA polymerase II. Gene Ontology annotation, cellular component: nucleus. The record is from RefSeq and is a predicted model, not a curated record.
AAAAAGACAUUGAGCUCUUGUCCAGGAACGAAGUGGGAAGGCCAGGAGCUACAAUAUUUUAUUGCGUACAGUCCACGCUGAAUUACAGGAAGAAUACUUAUGCUACACGGAGUAAAUACGGAAACAAUCUUACUAAUAAUCUAUUCGUUUGAUAUUUUGUUUGUUUCACAGACCAGCUAUUAGAAAACAUAUGAGAGUUUGUUUUAUUUUUUAUUCAACUGCUCCUUUUUGGAGCGAAAAAGCUUGUUUAUAUUCCUCCAUUUUAUUUUCAUUCGCCUACCUGGAGAUUUAUGACUAAAAAUUAAUACAGCAAGAAAAUGAGAGCACAAAUUGAAGUAAUACCCUGCAAGAUCUGUGGGGACAAGUCAUCAGGGAUCCACUAUGGCGUAAUCACCUGUGAAGGCUGCAAGGGUUUCUUCAGACGCAGCCAGCAGAACAAUGCUACGUACUCCUGCUCCCGGCAGAGGAACUGUCUGAUUGACCGCACCAAUCGGAAUCGCUGCCAACAUUGCCGGCUGCAGAAGUGCCUGGCCCUGGGCAUGAGCCGUGAUGCUGUGAAGUUUGGCCGCAUGUCCAAAAAGCAGAGAGACAGCCUAUACGCUGAGGUCCAGAAGCACCAGGCAUCCCAGGAGUUAGCUGCCGCCUGUGAGGUGGGAGCCGAGGUCGAAGGUCAUGGCCGGGCAUACAGCAGAGGCUCAAGUGCUGCCCUCAGCGACCUUGACGACAUCGCCACUCUGCCGGAUGGCCUGCUGUUCGACCUACCCCUGACACCAGAGGGCGCCGAAAGAGAGUACUGCAAUCUGGAGAUGAUAGGGGGCAGCAGCUCCUCCUCUCAGAGUUCGCCCGAACAGAACGGACUGGACUUCAGAGAUGGCAACCACCACAUCAAGCACGAGUACCAGCUGCUGCAUGAGUCCAGCCUGUUCACACACACGCUGCUCAACACUCUACCCGAGGGGUUCUCAAUACUUGAGAUCGAGCGUAUUACUGCUAGUGUGGUAAAGUCUCACAUGGAGACCAGUCAGCACGGCAGUGAGGAGCUGAAGAGACUUGUCUGGUCCCUGUACACCCCUGAGGAGACACGCAGCUUCCAGAGCAAGUCUGCGGAAGUCAUGUGGCAGCAUUGUGCCAUCCACCUCACCAAUGCCAUCCAGUACGUGGUGGAGUUUGCCAAGCGCAUCACUGGAUUCCUGGAUCUUUGUCAGAACGACCAGAUCAUUCUUCUCAAAGCAGGAUGUCUGGAUGUGCUUCUGAUUCGCAUGUGUCGUGCCUACAACCCCAUCAACAACACUAUUCUGUUUGAUGGCAAGUUUGCCAGUGCACAGACCUUCAAAGCUCUUGGUUGUGAUGACCUUGUGGGUGCCGUGUUUGACCUGGCCAAGAGCCUUAGCCGUAUACAGCUCUCUGAAGAGGAAAUGGCUCUGUUCAGUGCUGCUGUUCUCCUGUCACCAGACCGACCAUGGUUGAAAGACACCCAACAGGUGCAGAAGCUUCAAGAGAAAGUAUAUCUCUCUCUGCAGCAUUGUCUACAUAGAUGUGGCUCAUCGGAGGAGAAACUGGCAAAGAUGGUGUCCAAGCUUCCCAUGAUGAAGUCCAUCUGCAAUCUCCACAUUGACAAGCUCAAGUUUUUCCGUCUCCUCCACCCAGAGACGGCAUACAAUUUCCCCCCUCUGUACCGCGAGGUGUUCAGCAGUGAAAUCACCUUCCCAGACUCCACAAUGGGCUAAACAUCUGUUCAGAUAUGAAAGUGAUUCAUAUAGAGACAGAAAGAUGUAGGGAAAAAGAGGUAGAGAGGGAGAGGAACGUGGCAACAGCGAAGCAACCAGCAGCUCAGUGAAAAUCCUGCACGCUACACUUUAGGAACACUACUCUCAGUCGCUUGGACUGUAAGCCAGUCCAGGCUAUGAAAUUCAACACUAGGUGCUGGGUACUAUGAGCAUGCUACUUAUUUUUGUUGUUGACUAAAAUGGUUCUGAGAAUGUAAUUUUGCAAUAUCAGAUGGUUUUCAAAAAGAGCUUGAGAUCUCCCUCAAGUUAAAGUCCUCUGUAAAACGAGUAUGAUGUCUUUGAAUGUACCCCACAGACAUGCAGCACAGCCCUAGGUUUGAGACAGAGUGUACUAUACACCCUACUAUCCUGCCCCAUGGAGGAGUUGCUGUGUAGAUCUUUAUUUUAUUUUAUUGCAGUUCUACAGCUCAAUUUUAGUUUCUUAUUUGGUAGUGCCCAUACUUUGCAGUUUUGUAUGCUAUGAACAAACUGUUUAAAGGGACCAAGAUCAAACAGAUAGUCAGGCAGAUUUGUUUUGCAUGCAAGUCAUGGACACAGAGACCCAGGGUGUCUAUUACCAUCCACGCAGACUUGCACACACAGCACUAAAACAAAGCACUUAUGCUGACCUAUAUAUGUAUUUUUACAGGCACACAUUCAGACACUGAUAUUUUUGAGCUCUUGACUUUAUUUUUUAAAAUGCAAUCAAAGACCUCGGUCCCACUACCCUUUCCCCUUGCAAAUGCCACUUAGAGAGAGAAAGAGAGAAUCACAGAAGUAUUUUGAAAGUAUUUUUAAACGUUCCUUACGUAUAAACUUAUAUUUAAUCAUGUAAAAUAAAAUUAGACAGGGAUUUAUAUAUAUAUAGAUAUAUAGAAUGAUUCAGGUCGUUAUUGUAAAAGAGAAUGUGUUUUCAAUGACUUACCUGGUUAAAUAAAGGCAAUUAAAUAAAGAUAAAUAGAUUCCCCAGGACAGUGUGAUGAAUGUUCAUCUGUCAGUCAAAGACUGCCUGACCAUAUUCUGGGGAACUGGUAUGAAAAAUGAUUAGAUUAAUAGCACUUACCAUCUAAGAGCCCUCCACCCGAUCCGGACCAUUUUCUCGUGCUACCAAGAAUCUCAGGGUUCCAACUCAAAGACUGCCGAUUGUCCUCCUGUAUCUAACAGAAGUGGGAUCUGUGGGACUUUGUUGAGAAAGGAAUCAGAUGAUGAGAAGAAAACAAACCGGUGGCAAACACUUUCCUGUGCUCCCACAUAGGUAACAACUGCAAUGGGGAAAGGGGUUUGACCUUUGACCAGCAGGGGGAAGGUGGAGACUCAUGCCCUCCCUGUGUGUUCAAGCAGUCUACUGUUUCAGACUGAACUGAAGGUAUGCUGAUUUGUUAAUGAUGCCCCCCUUCUACCUCACCCUCUCCCAAACACAUACAGAUGUGAUCUCUUAAUUUGAUUACUGUUGUCGCAGAUAAUUUUACUGCACAACAAUAAAUGCAAAUUGUAGUGUAUUCAAGGUUUAAAAAAAGCUUAUAAAGUUUGUGAAUUCCAAACGAAAAAUGUAUUAACCCACAUAAUUCACAUUUCCUGUUGCUGCAGGAUUAUUUUCCUGCUGUGAGAAACUGGUCAAAUUAAGAGAGUACACCUGUAUGGCACUACAAAGGGUUGACAGAGCCAUCAGCUACCCCCUUGAGUUAGGGAUUUCUACAUUCAGAUUAUAGAGUAUAUGAGAUGUCAUAAUUUGAAGGAUGAUGAUAUACAUACAAAAAUAUGUAUUUUAUGCAGAUAUAUUUUCCCCUCGCUGUUUAUUUGAGAACACUAAAUCUGCCUCUCUGUCUUCAAUGAGCGCAGCCUUUUAUUAAUCUCUACCAGAAAGUCAUAGUUAGAUUAACAUCUCUAUCUUGGGAGAGGGACAUCGGGUGUGGCAGGAUGUUACUUUUUAACAAUUCUUGAACGGGCUUUUUGGAUUUAAAGCUUUCACCGCCCACAGUACAAAGCUUGUACAUAGACAAGCUGAUGUGUGAACAUUUUGGUCAGAGUGGAAUACUUUGAAUACCUUUACCACAAAAAGAGACAAUCACUUUCAGGCCUUGGAUACCUUCUGUCCAAAUAAAAUCUGAUUUUUCACCUUGCACUGCUGGAACAGUGCUCUUCGCCAUACUAUAUACAUUAAAUAGUUGGAAUUUAGGGCGAUACACUUUUCUGGGUGCUUACAACUGUGCUAUAAUGUCUUUCCCAAUUUCAGUUAGGAGGGCCUAAACAGUCCUGGUAGAAGGCCUAGUGGACUCAAUAAGCACUCCAGCCAGAGACCUUUAAGUUCUCUCAACGUAACAACAUUCUACUUUUACACAGAGCUAAUAUUAACUGACUUGAGUUUAUAGUUCGCAAGGCAGGGGAGAAGAUUGUAACAAGGUGUAAAUGCUUUGUAAUAACUUAGAUUGUUCAGUAUUCAUAAAGUGUCAUCUGUAGACCUAAAACUGCUUUUUCCGUCUUUGGAGGAAGUUCUCAAGGUGUGCAGUUACAUUUCCACUCAGUCACUCAGGGAGACAGCUGGGCUCUCUGUACUGCAGUGUCUUCGUCAGUUAGCCAAGUCAGACACUGCACCGAAUAGAAGACCUUAAACCUUGAUCACUGUGUACAGUACAUGUUCUUGUGAAUGUUGAUCACAGAAGUAUCAAAGAUUUACCCCUGUCUAAUAUCAAUAUUAUUACAGGACUUUUGAAUUGUAGAAGAAAUAGGGUCUAAAAUGUACUGAAACUGAAAGAUAGAUUUUAAUCUUUGAAUCCUGUGUUGUUUUUGUUGUGAUCUUUUGUUUCUUAAUUUCUAUAGUUAUCUGUCCAUUUUUUUGUCAACCGUUUAGUGUCCUCCUUUUUGUCGGACAGUUUUAAUUCAAAAAAAGAAAAAAAUAAUGUUUUUAAGAAUAUCUCCCUAAAAGUUAGUCUUUUGUCAUGAUCCUUCUGUUUAUCAUGUUUUCAUUCUAUUAUAAGAUUAUUAUUGAAAUCAAUAUAGAUUUGAAUAAGAUAUCUCAAAUAUAUUAUUAAUAUGACACAUUUAAGAGUUUUGUUGUACAAUGGGGAUACAAUAUGUGGAUUUAAGAAUGUAAUAAAAGGCUUUUUACAGUAA